GAUAAAGACCAAAUUUCCAUCCAAGUCAAGGAACUCAAAAUGGUUACAAGACGAACAUUAUCGAACUUUUAGUAGUUGGAUAGAACAAAAGGUUGUGUCAGAAUUACAAAACACAUCAAAUAAGGUUUCAGACAUUGUUAAGUGGAUUUCUCGAGGACCUUCAGUUAAUGUCAUCAAGUUUUCAUCAUACAUGAUUAACGGUACUCUAUUUAACACUAGGGAGCGCGAUAACAACAGAAACACACAAAACAGUGGUGUUAGCCUUGUUGCUAAAACUGUGCAAGUCUCUAGUGCAAAAGAUAAAAAUCCAGUUGAAUGUGAUAUGACUUUUUAUGGAGUAGUUAAUGAAAUUUGGGAGUUAGAUUAUAUCACAACUCGAGUACCUGUUUUCUUUUGUGAUUGGGUGAAAAGUGACAGCGGCAUAAUAUAUGAAGAUUUUGGUUUCACAUUAGUUAAUCUAAAUCGAAUUGGGCACAAAUCUGAUCGAUUUAUAUUAGCUUCACAAGCGAAACAAGUAUUUUAUGUGAAUGAUCCUUCAGACAACCAAUGGUCAAUUGUUCUUCCAACGCAAACAAGAGAAUGGAACAUUAAAGAUGGUGAUUUACAUGAUAUACCUCUCGGAGAAGAACUUGUCACAUUCACCGCAAUAGAAGAUAAUGACGAAGUUGAUGAUGAUUGUAUUUGUUUCCGUGAAAAUGGUGAAGGAUUGUGGGUUGAUGAUAAUGGGUCUUGAGAUGGAGGCUGAUCCUUUUGGUGGUAGUUCUGAUGAGGGAGAGCAACGCCCUAAUUCUCAGUCAGUGGAGCAAGAAAAUAAAUCUGUGAGAGGACGUACAUGGAUGUCUAGAAACACCAAAAAAAGGAGUGAAGGACAUCUUACUCCUGUUGAAUACAAUGAGUAUGGUCAACUAGUGGGUGGAUCUAGAAGUAAUGUUUCAUCACAGCUUGGAUCAGUUGUUCGAGCAACUGUGUCCAUCAACAUUAACAGUUGGAAAGAUGUUAGUGUGGUGGAUAAAAAUAAAAUAUGGGACACAAUGAAGAAAACUUAUGAUUUGGACCCCAAACAAAAGCAACAGAUGUUGAAGGAUGCGGGAAAGUACUUCCGAAAUUGGAAGACUAAUCUUACUAGGGUACACGUUUACGACGCUUUGAAAAAAUACCCAAAUGAGUUCCCGCCAGCUUUGCCAUUUGGAUUUGAGAAUGUCAUAACUCCGGAUGAAUGGUUAGCGUUUGUGAACUCAAGAUUAACUCCCGAGUGGCAAAGAAAGAGAGAGGAGAUGCAAAAUUAUCGAGCACUGAAUAAAUACAAUCACAACCUCUCUAGAGGAGGCUAUGUGCGUAUUGAAGAGAUGUUAAUGGAACAAAGUGGGAAAAGUCUGACUGAACUUGAUAGGGCAGAUUUAUGGAGCAUGGGUCGUCGGAAUGCAAAAGGAGAGCUAAUUGGAGAGGCCUCUGAGAUUCAAAAAAAAUAUUGUAAGUGCUCAUAUUUAAUAAUGUUGAUAUGUCAAAUUAUUAGCUUAUAUAUAUAACUUUCUGUGAAUAUUGUUUCACAGGAUCAUUACCGGCAACUCCAAGCUGAGGGUAAAUGGGCACCUGAUGGCCCUGAUGAUGUGCUGACGAGGGCGUUGGGCACUCCUGAGCCUCGAGGACGUGUUAGGGCUGGAGGACACGGUGUGUCCCGCUCAGUAUAUUGGAAUACUCCAACACCUACCUCAACGAAAAAUAAAUCAAAAGCCUCUUCUUCGAAUGACGACAUUAGAAAGGAAUUUGAAGAAAGAUUUCGAAAACAAGAAGAAGAGCAUCGUCAACAAGCACAACGCCUAGAAGAGCGCCUUCAACAACAAGAUGAGCUCUUGAGAAAAUUAUUGGCCCAACAGAGCGGGUCAGGAUCUAACGUUGGAGUCCCACCAGCGCCAUCAUCAUACUAUGUGCCCGACCCACCAGUGCCACCAGCGCAGGCGUCCUACUAUACU
Molecule: messenger RNA, 1970 nt
Organism: Humulus lupulus (European hop)
Lineage: Eukaryota; Viridiplantae; Streptophyta; Magnoliopsida; Rosales; Cannabaceae
Exons: 4
Coding region: 657-1526 (289 amino acids)
Source: RefSeq, a predicted model, not a curated record